Angiostrongylus costaricensis is the source of this 1158-nucleotide messenger RNA. NCBI's taxonomy places the organism in Eukaryota, Metazoa, Nematoda, Chromadorea, Rhabditida, Metastrongylidae. The record is from the annotation of a GenBank genome assembly.
UUGCAUUGUAUUAUAUCAGCAACUUUACGAAGCUUUGCUGAUGAGCAACCGAUUUCAGAAUAUUCGAAUUUGAAGCGUGGAAACUGGGACAAUGAAACGGAAUUUCGCCUUUCCGUCGUGGGACUCACUGUUGGACUAGGAAGUAUUUGGCGAUUUCCGACGUUGGCUUAUGACAAUGGAGGAAGUGCGUUUCUGUUCCCUUAUCUGGUAUGUGUUGUGUUUGUCGGAUUGCCGAUGAUGUAUCUUGAGAUGGUCGUUGGCCAGUACACAAAUACAGGACCUUCCAUGAUCUUUAGACAUUACAUCCCGGCACUGCAAGGAAUCGGCUGGACAAUGGCCAUUACGUCGAUGAGUAUUUGCCUAUACUAUUGUGUCGUUGUUGGUUGGAGUGGGUUCUACUUUGUUCUCUACGCAAUUGGCUACCAUAAAAAGCUGAUCAAAUGUGAUAAUGAUUGGAAUGACUUCUAUUGCUUCAAUGAGUACGAAAUGGAUAAAUGUAGACUUCUAAAUGCUUCGCUUCCCAUUUUCUUCAACGGUACAUGCAUAUCGGAAACGAAUGAAGUGGUGAAAAGAAUGAUGUCCCCAUUUAAUCAGUACUUUGUAAACGUUUGCUCAAAACGAUCCACAGGUGUUGAUGACAUCGGAGCAAUGAACUGGAUCACUUUAUCCUCAAUAAUUGCGUUGUACCUCAUGAACUUCUUUGUAUUGAUGGACGGCUUUAAGUUUCUGGGAAAGAUGGGAUACGUAACAUCGAUAGCUCCUUAUAUCAUCGUCACAAUUCUCUUGAUUCGUGCAGUCACUCUUGAAGGUGCUAGUGAUGGUGUUUCCCAUUUUCUGGGCAAACCGGAUUUUGACAAGAUGUUUGACCCUGAGACAUGGAUAACAGCAUUAGUUCAAAUAUGCUACACCAUGGAAGUGGGAUACGGUGGUAUUUUGACGUUGGCCUCUUACAAUCAUAAACACAAUAACUGCUAUAAGGAAGGUAAACUACCGGAUGAUUGGGAAAUUGCAACAUAUUUUAAUGAAUUCAUAUUCAGGGUUGCCGUUGGUCUUCGUUGCCUAUCCAGAAGCGAUGGGAAAAAUGCCGUAUCCAAGAAUAUGGGGCGUACUCUUCUUUUCAAUGCUCUUCUGUCUUGGUCUAAGCUCAUUAGCAGGUGA